AAUAAAGGAGACUCACAGAAGAGGGACUCCAUCGUGGGGCAGGGUGGUUCGCCACGAUCAGCAACAACCCCUCCGUUUCUCUCGCCCUCACUCGACAAACGGGUGAGACAUCAUGCGACUCCCGCAUAAAACGCCCAGAAAGGUACCAAACCGCAAGAAUCUAGAGAAGUGAAAUAACAUUCCACUGAGAUUUACAGUCAGAGAGACGAGAUGGGUAGGGACGAUGUAGAAAUCGCCGGCGGCGAGAAGAAAGGGAGAGGAAAUUACUCUCCGGCGGAUGAUUCCGGGGACAGGCAAAGGGUUUCAUGGCUAAUCCCUAUGUUCGUCUUGGCCAACGUUGUUGUCUUCGGUUUCACUAUGUAUGUCAACAAUUGCCCAAAGCAUUCCUCCGGCUGUUUUAUUAAACCUCUCGGACGCUUCUCUUUCCAGCCCUUCCGCGAGAAUCCUCUGGGUCCCUCUACAUCUGUAUUAAGGAAGAUGGGUGGGCUUGAAUGGGACAAGGUGGUUCAUCAUCAUCAAGGAUGGAGGCUUUUAACUUGUAUCUGGUUACACGCCGGUCUUAUUCACCUCAUUGCAAACACGAUAAGUCUUCUCGUUAUCGGCAAUCAUCUUGAAGAACAAUGCGGUUUCGCUCGGGUUGGAGUUAUCUACUUGCUGUCGGGCUUUGGGGGGGCUGUGUUUUCCUCUCUGUUCAUUCAGAGAAGCAUCUCGGUUGGCGCUUCGGGUGCCCUCUUUGGUAUCCUUGGGGCAAUGCUUUCGGAGCUCAUCACUAAUUGGUCAAUUUAUACCAACAAGAUUGCUGCCCUACUCACAGUUCUUGUGGUAGUGACUUUUAACCUAGCACUCGGGAUUCUUCCUCACGUUGACAAUUUUAACCACAUUGGUGGAUUCUUGACUGGUUUUCUACUCGGCUUUGUUCUGCUUCCACUUCCUCAGUUAGGGUGGAUGGAAAGUAGGAACUUCCCGGCUGAGGUUCAAGCUAGAUCCCAAUACAAGCCUCACCAAUGCCUACUGUGGGCGGUGUCUCUGGCUUUACUGAUAUCUGGGUUUGUGGUAGGUUUGGCAUUGCUGUUCAGUGGGGUGAAUGGUUACAAUCGUUGUCAAUGGUGCCGGUCCCUGAAUUGUGUGCCAAAUAGUAUAUGGACGUGUGACGCGAUUUGAUUCACGUUUCGGGCAACCGUUUUUUUAGUUUAUUGUCUUUCGUUGUUAGGUUACAUAGUCACUUAGUUCUUCUCAAGAAUACACUAAUGCUGCUUGUAUACACUACUUGUGUUCAAUUAGUGAGGUUAGUUUUAGAGACCUUAUUAUGGUUCUGUUAACAAAGAUAUUGUUGCUCU
Cuscuta campestris is the source of this 1337-nucleotide messenger RNA. NCBI's taxonomy places the organism in Eukaryota, Viridiplantae, Streptophyta, Magnoliopsida, Solanales, Convolvulaceae. The record is from the annotation of a GenBank genome assembly.